AUGGCUAACGAACAGUCAAAAGCUUAUAAUUUUUUUAAUGAAAUUGGAUGGUAUAUGAAACUAGAAAAAGACCUUAAUGGAGAAGAUCCUAAAUUAGGUAUUCGUAGAGUAUAUGCUCCUUCAGUAGGUACUCCUGCAGUAUUAAUUCCUGUACCACGUGCUCAUAAUAGUGAUUUUGAAGGUUCUGUUGAUGGUGAUCUUGCAGGAGAGGCUCUUGAUAAAGAUGUUGAAGAUCUACUUGGUGAUGAUACUCGAAGACAUAUACUUGUUAGUAAUCCUCAGCCUGUUACUGAAGAAGGUAUUAAUAAUGAAAGUAUUAUUAAAGUUAUUAAGGAAAAAUGUAAUUCCAUUUCAGGAGGUAUUCCUUUGAGCCAUGGUUUAGGAACAAAAAUUUGUAUACAGUUUUUUAAUCUCAUUGAAAGAAUGCCAUUUUUUAAGGUGCAAAAACCGGAUAAAAAUACUUAUGCAAGCGAUUGUGGAUUUUUAAACUACUGGUUAAACUAUAGGAUAAGAAACGAAAAUACAGAUUGCAACCUUUGCGUCCAAAAUUUUUAUAAGGAAUUUAAAAAUUUUAUUGAAGAUAUUAGCAGUAAUCAUAUGACAAAUUGUCAUAUAUCUGAUAUCAAUGAGAAUGAUUUUGAAAAUAUGAAGUUAUUAUAUGAUUUACAUAAUUAUUACGACAAAAUUAAUAAUUAUUUGUAUUAUAAUUCAAAUGAUGAUGAUGAUAAACCCUGUUCAUAUUAUAUAGAGAAAUGCAUUAGUGAAUAUAAAAAGCUUGAACCCAAGUGUCCCAACAAUGAUGUUUAUUUUUGUAAGGCCUUUGACGAAUUUAAAUAUACACUUAGGGAACUUUACUUUGUGUCGAACUAUUCAAAUAAAUGCGAGGCGUCACUUUUAAAAAAAUUAUCCGAAUUAGCUGGGGUGUCAGAAAUUUUUUCUAAUUCAGAAGAAAGUGGAUACACCAUAAAUGCCACGUUUUUAGGUGAAUCAGGAAUAGGAAAUAAAAUGAAAAACUUGGUAAUAUCAACAGUGUUAUCAAUGAUGGCUGUGUUAUUUAUAUGUUUGUAUACUUAUAAGUACACAACUUUUGGACCAAGAUUAUAUAAUAUAAUACAAAGGAAAAUAAUGGAUAGAAAAAAUAUGAACAAUAAAAAUAAAAAUACAAUGCUCCAUAUUUCUGAAGAACAUAAAAGGUAUUCAAGCAUUGGAGAAUACGCUAUAUUAUAUUAUUAG
This is a messenger RNA of Plasmodium gonderi, 1233 nucleotides long. RefSeq names its product variable surface protein. The coding region runs from base 1 to 1233 and encodes 410 amino acids. NCBI's taxonomy places the organism in Eukaryota, Apicomplexa, Aconoidasida, Haemosporida, Plasmodiidae. The record is from RefSeq and is a predicted model, not a curated record. The transcript has 3 exons.